AUCUUCAGAAUCAACCAGGAAACUCGACACCUCUGGGCUUGGGAGCGGUUGCCUCCCAGCCUGACAGGCUUGUAAACCUUAUCUCCGCACGCUUCAACCCAUCUCGGUGACUAGUCCCGAGAGAAGGGAAGGGAGGGAGAAACAUCGGUCAGCUGCCUCUUGUGCGCCAACCGGGGACAGCCCAAGCAUGUGCUUUGACCAGGAAUCGAACUGGUGGCCGUUUGUGGGACGACGCUCAACCAACUGAGCCAAGCAGGUCAGCGCUGUGAGGCCAUCAGUUGCAGUCCCAGGGUCCUAAUGGCGGCAGAGCCACUGACUGAGCUGGAGCUAGCCAUCGAGACAGUAGUCACCACCUUCUUCACCUUUGCAGGGCGAGAGGGCCGGAAGGGCAGCCUCAGCAUCAAUGAGUUUAAGGAACUGGCCACUCAGCAGUUGCCUCACCUGCUCAAGGAUGUGGGCUCCUUGGAUGACAAGAUGAAGAGCUUGGAUGUGAAUCAGGACUCAGAGUUCAAGUUCAACGAGUACUGGAGGCUGAUUGGGGAGUUGGCCAAGGAGAUCAGGAAAGAGAAGGCCCUGGAGAUCCAGAAGAAGUAAAACCUGCUGGCCAGGACGGGGCACGCAGGGCAGGACCAUGCAGAACCCAUUCCCCCAAAUAAAACCUCCUGCUUAAAACA
Artibeus jamaicensis (Jamaican fruit-eating bat) is the source of this 674-nucleotide messenger RNA. RefSeq names its product S100 calcium binding protein A13 (gene S100A13). Gene Ontology annotation, cellular component: perinuclear region of cytoplasm. Gene Ontology annotation, biological process: positive regulation of canonical NF-kappaB signal transduction; positive regulation of cell population proliferation. Lineage: Eukaryota; Metazoa; Chordata; Mammalia; Chiroptera; Phyllostomidae. The coding region runs from base 298 to 594 and encodes 98 amino acids. The transcript has 4 exons. The record is from RefSeq and is a predicted model, not a curated record. Gene Ontology annotation, molecular function: RAGE receptor binding.